Messenger RNA from Paramisgurnus dabryanus, 6042 nucleotides. RefSeq names its product ATPase phospholipid transporting 9B (gene atp9b). The record is from RefSeq and is a predicted model, not a curated record. Gene Ontology annotation, molecular function: ATPase-coupled intramembrane lipid carrier activity; ATP hydrolysis activity; ATP binding. Gene Ontology annotation, biological process: retrograde vesicle-mediated transport, Golgi to endoplasmic reticulum; phospholipid translocation; endocytosis. Lineage: Eukaryota; Metazoa; Chordata; Actinopteri; Cypriniformes; Cobitidae. Gene Ontology annotation, cellular component: trans-Golgi network; endosome; plasma membrane.
CCAAGAUGGCCGACAGCAUACCUUUAAAUCCCGUACGGAAGAAUUCAAGAAAACCAGCGUAUUAUAAUGCUGGCAGACCUGCCAGGUGCGUAGAGGGCUGGAUUAUACUUUUCAAACUCUCCUUUUAACUCAAGGUACCAGCUUGAAGACGAAUACUCAAGCCUUGAUGAGAUGCCCUUGAUGAUGUCAGAGGAAGCAUUCGAAAACGACGAAAGCGACUAUCAGACGCUACCCAGAGCCAGAAUCAGUCAAAGACGAAGAGGACUGGCCUGGUUCCUUUGUGGUGGAUGGAAGGUCCUGUGCAGCAGCUGUUGUGAAUGUCUGGUUCACACAUGUCGCAGGAAGAAGGAGCUAAAGCCUCGGACAGUCUGGUUGGGACAUCCCGAGAAAUGUGAAGAGAGGUACCCUAAAAAUGCCAUCAAGAACCAGAAGUACAACAUUGUCACUUUUGUGCCAGGGGUACUUUACCAGCAAUUUAAGUUCUUCCUCAACUUGUAUUUUCUGGUGGUGGCUUGUUCUCAGUUUGUUCCAUCGCUGAAGAUCGGAUAUUUGUACACCUACUGGGCCCCGCUGGGCUUUGUGUUGGCCGUCACUAUGGUGAGAGAAGCGGUUGAUGAAGUUCGGCGAUGCAGGCGAGAUAAAGAGAUGAACUCUCAGCUGUACAGUAAACUCACAAUGAGAGGGAAGAUCAACGUAAAGAGCUCAGACAUACAGGUCGGAGAUUUAAUCAUUGUGGAAAAGAAUCAGAGGAUUCCUGCUGAUAUGAUUUUCCUGAGGACCUCUGAGAAGACGGGUUCGUGUUUUAUUAGAACAGAUCAGCUGGAUGGAGAGACAGACUGGAAGCUGAAAAUUGCAGUUGCUUGCACUCAAAGACUUUCUGCUUUAGGGGAUCUCUUUUCCAUCAGUGCCUACGUUUACGCCCAGAAGCCCCAACUGGACAUUCACAGUUUCGAGGGGAACUUCACAAGGGAGGACUGCGACCCUCCCAUCCACGAAAGCUUGAGCAUCGAGAACACGCUGUGGGCCAGCACCGUCGUGGCAUCCGGUACGGUCAUAGGUGUAGUGAUAUAUACCGGGAAAGAGACCAGAAGUGUGCUCAACACUUCACAGUCCAAAAACAAGGUGGGGCUGCUGGACCUGGAGUUAAACAGACUGACAAAAGCUCUCUUUCUGGCCCAGGUGGUUCUGGCUAUUGUUAUGGUCGCUCUGCAGGGCUUUCUUGGGCCUUGGUUUCGUAACCUGUUUCGUUUCGUGGUUCUGUUCUCGUACAUCAUCCCCAUCAGUCUGAGAGUGAACCUGGACAUGGGGAAGUCGGCAUAUGGAUGGAUGAUAAUGAAGGAUGAGAAUAUUCCAGGUACCGUGGUCCGAACAAGCACCAUACCAGAGGAGCUUGGGCGGCUGGUGUAUCUGCUCACAGAUAAAACAGGCACUUUAACACAGAAUGAAAUGUUCUUCAGACGCCUCCAUCUUGGUACUGUCUCAUAUGGAACCGACACCAUGGAUGAGAUUCAAAGUCACAUUAUACAGUCCUACGCUCAGGUGUGCACGGCACAAUCUAACGACAGUAGCGCAAGCUCAACACCCUCCCGUAAACCUCAGCCUCCCGCCCCGAAGGUCCGAAAGAGCGUUAGCAGUCGGAUACACGAAGCCGUGAAAGCCAUCGCCCUCUGCCAUAAUGUCACGCCGGUGUACGAGUCCCGCGCAAGCAACGGUGCCAGCACCGAGCCGGAGAGCACGGAGGCCGACCAGGACUUCAGCGACGACAACCGCACCUAUCAAGCCUCUAGUCCUGAUGAGGUGGCUCUGGUGCGCUGGACAGAAAGCAUUGGCUUGACUCUAGUCAACAGAGACCUGACAUCCCUCCAGCUGAAGACCCCAGCUGGACAAAUCCUGACGUACUUCAUCCUCCAGAUCUUCCCAUUUACCUCUGAAAGCAAGCGCAUGGGUAUCAUCGUCAGGGAGGAGGCUACUGGUGACAUCACGUUUUACAUGAAAGGAGCCGAUGUUGCCAUGGCGAGCAUUGUACAGUACAAUGAUUGGCUGGAGGAGGAGUGUGGAAACAUGGCCAGAGAGGGACUGCGGACACUGGUGGUGGCCAAAAAAUCACUCAGUGAAGAGCAGUACCAAGACUUUGAGAAUCGAUAUAACCAGGCCAAGUUGAGCAUCCAUGAUCGUGCUCUGAAGGUGGCAGCAGUGGUGGAGAGUCUGGAGAGAGAGAUGGAGCUUCUGUGUCUCACUGGGGUUGAGGAUCAACUGCAGGCUGAUGUCAGACCGACGCUGGAGCUCCUUCGCAACGCUGGGAUCAAGAUUUGGAUGUUAACAGGAGACAAGCUUGAAACUGCAACUUGCAUCGCCAAAAGCUCUCAUUUAGUGUCCAGAAAUCAAGAUAUCCACGUUUUCAGACCGGUGUCCAAUCGUGGUGAGGCUCAUUUGGAGCUGAACGCCUUCAGGAGGAAACAUGACUGUGCCCUGGUCAUCUCUGGAGACUCUCUGGAGGUGUGUCUGCGAUACUACGAACAUGAGUUUGUGGAGCUGGCGUGUCAAUGUCCCGCUGUGGUUUGCUGUCGCUGCUCUCCCACGCAGAAAGCUCAGAUCGUUCGAUUGCUACAACAACACACGGCCAACAGAACGUGUGCCAUAGGUGAUGGAGGAAAUGAUGUCAGCAUGAUCCAGGCAGCAGACUGUGGUAUUGGUAUUGAAGGAAAGGAGGGAAAACAGGCAUCUCUGGCCGCAGAUUUCUCCAUAACCCAGUUCAAGCACAUCGGCAGGCUGCUGAUGGUACACGGCCGCAACAGCUACAAACGCUCGGCCGCGCUCGGCCAGUUUGUCAUGCACCGCGGCAUGAUCAUUUCCACCAUGCAGGCUGUGUUUUCCUCCAUUUUCUACUUUGCAUCUAUUCCCCUGUAUCAAGGCUUCCUUAUGGUGGGUUACGCCACCGUUUACACCAUGUUCCCUGUCUUUUCCCUGGUGUUGGAUCAGGAUGUGAAACCUGAUAUGGCUUUGCUCUAUCCUGAGCUCUAUAAAGACCUCACUAAGGGCCGCUCCCUGUCCUUUAAGACCUUCCUGAUUUGGGUUUUGAUAAGUGUGUAUCAAGGGGGCAUCCUGAUGUAUGGGGCACUGGUGCUGUUUGAUCAGGAGUUUGUUCAUGUGGUUGCCAUCUCCUUCACUGCUCUGAUCCUGACUGAACUGUUGAUGGUGGCGUUGACCAUUCGCACCUGGCACUGGCUUAUGGUUGUGGCUGAGCUCAUCAGUCUCGGCUGUUACCUCGCUUCACUCGCCUUCCUCAAUGAAUACUUUGGCAUAGGUCGUGUGACCUUAGGAGCUUUCCUGGAUCUUUCGUUCAUCACGACACGGGUGUUCUUGUGGAAGGUGUGUGCCAUCACGUUGGUCAGCUGUCUGCCUCUCUACAUCAUUAAAUAUCUGAAGCGGAAGUUCUCGCCUCCCAGUUACUCCAAACUGUCCUCUUGAGCUUUCCAGUAUUUAUACGGUGUCAACAGGCAUGCAAAUCUUUUAUAAGCACACUUGAUGGCUACAUAAGCCACUUUGACACACAGAUCUGAUUCACAGCUUGUUAACGCCGAGCGUGAUGUUAACUUAAGGUAACAUCAGCGUACUCGCUGUACGAGGCUGUUUAUGUAUGCUUAUGCAAUGGCAUGAUGUGAUGCAUAUAUGUACGUAUAACUGGCAUAAGUGAGACGGUUGUAGGGGAAGACAGCAAGUUGGACUGAAUACUUGAAGAGACUAAGGCACAAAAAUGAGAUCAAGAUAAACAAAAUGAAAAAAAACAAAAGGCUGUGGGGACACACACUAAAAUGAGAGUUGACAGAAAUUUCUUUCUUUCUUUCUUGUAUUUCAAUGAAAGUGAAUGAGAACUGGGUUGUCUAUCUCUAUAAUGACAGCUUUGGAAGAGGGUGAGUAAAUGCAGAAUUUUCACUUUGUGGUGAACUCUUCCUUUAAAUUUUUAAAGGAUUAGUCCAUUUUCUUAAAACAAAUCCAGAUAAUUUACUUACCACCAUGUCAUCCAAAAUGUUGAUGUCUUUCUUUGUUCGGUCGACAAGAAAUUGUUUUUUGAGGAAAACAUUCCAGGAUUUUUCUCAUUUUAAUGGACUUUAAUGGACCCCAGCACUUAACAAUUGUCAUUUUUGGCAGGAAAAAUAAAAAAUAUGCACUUUUAAACCAAAUCUUCUUGUCUUCCUCCAGUCGUGUGACGCACCAGCGCGACCUCACGUAAUACUUCAUUACGUCAAGAGGUCACGGAUGACGUAUGCGAAACUACGCUCGUCUUUACAAGUGUGGAGAAAGAGGACCGUUCUGAGGUUGUUGUAUGUGGAAUGAUACUAAUUUAUGUCUUUGUGUCAGUUUAUUGUUUAAAAUGGUCCGCAAAUGUGCGUUUCAUAUAUGUCACACGUGACCUUUCUAUGUCAUUACGCAAUUACGUGAGGUCACGCUGACGCGUCACACACAAGAAAAGUUGUGGUUUAAAAGUGCAUAUUUUUUAUUUUUCCUGCCAAAAAUGACAAUCGUUUCGCCAGGUAAGACCCUCAUGCCUCGUUUGAGAUCCUUUAGAGUCCUUUGAAACUGCAAUUUUAAACUACAUUAAAACUGUUAAAUGUUGGGGUCCAUUAAAGUAAAUUAAAAUGAGAAAAAUCCUGGAAUGUUUUCCUCAAAAAACAUAAUUUCUUCUCGACUGAACAAAAAAAGACAUCAUCAACAUUUUGGAUGACAUGGUGGUGAGUAAAUUAUCUGGAUUUUUUAAAGAAAAUUGACUAAUCCUUUAAGAUUAAAUCAGCAUUAUUUUUUAAAUGUAUGCAUAUAAAUGUUUUUAUUGAUGGGUAAUUAAAUGACAUAAUGUAAUGGAUUGAUAAUUUAAGGAUUAAUUUCUAGUAAACCCUACAUCCUUAGUGUUAUUCAGUACUUUUUAAUUUUGGGCACAUUCUGGGUUAUUUUUUAAUCUGUGGGCGGGGCUAAAAAUAUCCGCGUUAUGAUUGGAGCACUUAACUUGCAUGAAUGUUAGGUAGUGAAGUGAAGUUCAGGCCGCUCUUUUGUGGCUGUGGCUGCUACAGGUCUUUGUAUUACAGUCAGUGUUUGUACAGUGGAAAUGAUCUUGACAUCUAAAUGUACAUGACUAUUAACACGUAGUUUAACCUGACAUAAGUUUGACCAUUUGAAACCGUGAGUUAUUUGAGAUUUUAGAUGUGUAAAUUGAUUGAAGUUUGAUACUAAUCACUGUAAUGUGUUUUGAUUUUCACAAGAACAAAUCACGUAGUAUUUUCUGUGGAUCGCUGUUGUAUAUUCAUGACUUUUAUAAGAUCGAAACAGGUGUUUGUUAAAUAUGUAAAAUAUAUAAAGUUGCUUAGAGCUGCAAUCGAAUAGACAAUUUCCUUUUUUAUAGACAGUGACAUUUCAAUCAGAAUUAUUUUGGCUUUUACAAUUAAAGUACAGAAACAGCAUUGCACUAUUCAGCUCUUAUAACUGUACUGAUGUUUCAAGUUGGCUUAAUAAUGUGUAAAAUCAACUUAUGUUUAUAAAGUUGUAUGCUGAUAUGUGGAUGAGUUUUAUCAUUCACUUUAUAUUCUAUACUGUGUGCGUGCGUGCAUACAGUACUAAAUUUGAAAUAAUGUCAAGCACAUGCAUGCAUGCCAUUUAUUAUUAUAUUAUUAUUAUUUUACUGUGCAUAAUGAUGGAUUUCUGUAUAAAGUUAAGUUGUACUGUACUCAGGCAAAUCAUCCGAUUUUUCAUCUACUGUAUACAAUCUUUAAAAUAACCCUGUGAGAGUUUAACAACAACAAAAGCUUAUUUAAUAUUUGUCUUUGGUUAUUAUUUGUGCACACUUUAUUAUUUGUGUUUUUGUUUCUCUAGCAUUUUUUUUUUUACUACUGUAAGUAAUAUAUCUAAAAAUUUGAUAUUUUUGAAUUGUUACUGAGUUUGACCACUGCUUUUGGUGCAUUUACUCUGAAUGUCAUCAACAUUACAGUUUUAGGAGUAUUUAGCAGUACUUUUUAAUAAUGUUUAUGUCAAAAUAAAGAGCAAUAUGUUUCCAGA